AUGAGCCGAAGAAAACUAAUCUCGUGGCUAUCAGAGGAUGAAGAUGAAAAGCCAACAAGUGACCUCGAAUCCCCGUUCUGUCGCAGAACAAAAUCUUUCAAAUUGAGGCCGGGCCUCCAGGAAUUGGAUAAACCGAGUGGGUCCCAUGAAGAAAAUCGCCGCAAAAAAGAAAACCAUGAGGAUUCUAAAGAAGAGUUUUUAUCUGCUAGCGAAGGUGAAGACUCGUCCAGGAUAUCAGAGAAAUCCGUAUCUCCUGCCGAUAACAAGGAAAACAAGCCAGACGGGGCAACUUUUCACGCAAAACUAGCUGCAUCGCCUCCCUCCAACCUUUCGUCGCCAGAUGGGGACCUGAAAUAUUUGGAAUCCCUUCGCAGCAAAAAUACUCGAAAAGAACUUGAAGAUGUGGAAGAGGACUCACUUUCGGAGGAUGAAUCGAGUCGUGGCAACCGCCGCCGUAGAACCAACAGUUUCGUUGUUGAGGAGGAUGAAGAUGAAUAUGAAAGUUCGUUUAUCGAUGACGAGGACGAUUCUGAGGAGGUGCUCAGCUCGGGUUCGGAAGUCAGCGUCAUCACCGACGAUGAAGAAAUUUUCACGCAGCCACCCAAGGAGGAACCAGCCGCUAGAAAUCACGCAACACCGGCCAAAGUGAAAGUCGUUUCCAAUCUGACGAAGAUGUUUGCCAGUCCAUCGGUCAUGGCGAAAAAGCGCUGUGAGAAGGAUCACUUCCUAAUGUCGCUCAGCUUGCGGUUCCAAGAGACGAGGCAUUUCGAUGCUGACAAAUAUCUGGAUAAGGGCUUUAAGGAGAAAUUGCCCACUGACUUAUCGAUUACUUGGAAUCCCCGUUUACGGAAGACGGCCGGAUUCUGCCGUUUACGAAAGAAAAUCAUGACGGAUGAUCAAGUGCGCGUCCUCCGAACAGUUUCAAUCGAACUGUCAACAAAAGUAAUCACGACGGCAGAGCGCCUCCGAGAUACGCUGAUACACGAGAUGUGCCACGCGGCCGUUUUCUUGAUUGAUAAAUUGGACAAGGAGCAGCAUGGACCCAUUUGGAGGGGAUGGGCCAGGGAAUGCAUGAGCCGCCACCCAUCUCUGCCCUUUAUCGACCGUUGCCACAACUAUGAAAUUGAAGCCAAAUAUGUGUACAGAUGUGAAGGAUGUGGCCAAGAAAUCCGGCGUCACUCGAAAUCAUUCAACGUCCAGCGCCAUGUCUGCGGCAUUUGUCGAGGACACUUCAAACUUGAGGUCCUUUCGCACGGCGUCUACAAGCGACGCUCCCUCACCACCAACGCAGAACCGAAGAACCCGUUCGCCGCAUUCGUAAAGGCGAAUUAUGGCUCGGUGAAGAACGGGACCCUGAAGCACAAAGAGGUUAUGAGCAUUUUAUCGGCAAAGUGGAAAGAGGAGAGGGCCAAGCAGGGCCUACCGGAAGAGCCCAAACAAGAUGAAAGCAGCGACCAUGUUGACAGCGAGGAAGACGAUGAUCUGGCCUCUCCCAACGAUUUUCUGGACAAGGUGACAUCGGAGCUGGAGCAGAGCCUCCUCAUUGAAGGCCCAGAGGCGGAUAGCGAU
Mesorhabditis spiculigera is the source of this 1569-nucleotide messenger RNA. The record is from the annotation of a GenBank genome assembly. NCBI's taxonomy places the organism in Eukaryota, Metazoa, Nematoda, Chromadorea, Rhabditida, Rhabditidae.